GCCUCUGCAGAACAGGCGGAAAGCGAGCUGUGUUUAGAUUGAGAGCAGUCAGAAAGGGAGCAGUGUUCAGAUAGCUUCAGCACUAACGGACCUAAGUUUGCACUGCUGUUGCUGCUGAUGUUGCUGUAACUGCACAGAGUCGGCACACUUUUGGCACUGUUUUUGAACUGAAGCCAAUAGAAAAAGAAGAAGGAAAAGGCUGAACAAAACCGCUGAAAAUAGGAACUUCUUAACCAAUACAAUGAAGUCACUCAUUGUCAUCUCAGCAAUGCUGAGUGUUCUUGUCCCAACCAGAGCAUCAUCUCACCAUUGGCUGACAUCACACAAGCUAGGAAGUAAAACAAAAUAUGAACACAAAGGUUGUAACUGUUUAAAUGGAGGGACAUGCAUCACUUAUCACCUCUUUUCUCGAAUGAAACGCUGUGUGUGCCCUGAAGGAUACAGUGGAGAUCACUGUGAAAUCGAUAAUGAAAGUCGCUGUUACAGUGGCAACGGGGAGGACUACAGAGGUACCAUGUCUGUGACUGCAAAUAAUGAAAGGUGUCUGGAGUGGAGUUCCCACAUACUUCGGAGAUGGCAUUACAAUGUGGACAGGCAGGAUGCCAUGGAGCUUGGAUUAGGCAAACACAACUACUGCAGAAAUCCAGAUGGUCAAUCCAAACCAUGGUGUUAUGUUUGGAAAGGAUAUCGAACCACUGAGACCCCCUGUGAUAUUCCCACGUGUGAAAGAGAAUCAACUUGUGGCCAAAGGAGCCUCAGAAAGACCUUUAAGAUUGUGGGUGGACAUAAGGCAGCUAUUGAAUCUCAGCCUUGGAUAGCAACAAUCUUCCAGUCUACGAGGAACAGAGGUUACAAUCGUUUCCUUUGUGGUGGUAGCCUCAUUGAUCCAUGCUGGGUCCUUACAGCAGCACAUUGUUUUGAAAGCAGAACUUUCGACACAUCCAGAUUAAGUAUCAUCCUCGGAAAGUCUGCACUGAAUGUUACCGAUGCAGAGGAGCAAAGUUUUGCUGUCGACAGGCUUAUCAUUCAUGAGGGAUAUUCAGAACAAAGAGGGGACUAUGAUAAUGACAUUGCUCUAAUAAGGAUCAGAUCAUCCACUGGCCAGUGCGCAGAAGAGACACCCGUUGUCAAAACAAUCUGCUUGCCACCUCGAAAUUUACAACUGAGUGAAAAUUUCCAAUGUGAAGUUUCCGGCUAUGGGAAAGAAAAUAAGACUGAAAUUUACUACUCAAGGAUACUAAAAUCAACAUAUGUGAAAACGCUAUCUCAGUCCAAGUGUCAGAAGUACUAUGAAGGCCGCACAGUGAAUGGCAACAUGUUCUGCGCUGCCGAUAAAGACUGGAAGACUGAUUCGUGCAAAGGAGAUUCUGGUGGCCCCCUUAUUUGCGAGUACAGAAACAAGCUGAUGCUGUAUGGGAUUGUCAGCUGGGGUGAAGGCUGUGCCGAAAAAGAGAAGCCCGGAGUCUACACAAGGGUGACCGAGUACCUCCCUUGGAUUGAAUCCCAUAUGAAUGGAGUUAAUUUCAAAAGUUACUACUUUCCCAAAUGAAGAUAGAGGAUUUCCUUGAAGCAUGGGGUUAACCAUAUGCUUAAAUCACAGAACUGAGCCAAGUCAUGUCACAGUGCAUUGAAACUCAGAGUCUUGUCUUGGGAUAUUCUUCCUGUUUCAAAGCGACCCUUUUCUAUUCUCUUGGGCUGAAUGGUUACCAUUUGCACCAUUUUGCCUGAAGUAGAAUUCUGUAGCCAUCACUGUGAACGGUGGAAGGGCCUUUCUAUGGAAAAGCAGCAACAAUAUUUAACAUUUAAAGAAGAGGUCUUUUUACACUCUACAGGCUACAUUAUGACCAAGAGUCAGUAUUAUAUUAUGCCAGUAGUUUUUUUAAAAUGCAGUUUUAAGAUCAGUUCACAAUGUCCCAUUGGUUUGUGCCCUCCUGAGAAACACAGAUGUCCAUUGUACUCAAUGGGCUUUAAAGAAGCUUGCCUUAUUACUUUCUAUGAGAGUUAAAUGACUUCAGUUUUCAAUGGAUCCCCAAAUCUGGAAACAGUUUUGAGGACAACUCAAAGGAAAAAUCCAGGCUGGGCUGGGAGGCAGGCAAGUGGUUUGUGGGUAUCUGUCAGCACUUGAGUCCUGCUAAAAGUAGAGUGAAGCAAGUAUUUAGAUACAAGAAAUGUUCUUGAAAUAGUUGACUUUCCCAUGAUGUACGUUGUCCUUUACACUUAACAGGGCUUCUAUGUUUUUAGUUCAGAUUUUUUUAAACCAUGGUAGAAAGACUGUUCUAACUUGCAUGAAAUUAAGGUCAAGAAAUUGAGUUGUCCAUAAGGUUUUUUUAAUUGUAUCAGAGCGAGUCGCUUCUGGUGUAAGAGAAUCAGUCGUCUACAAAGACGUUCAAGGGAUGCCCGGAUAUGUUACCAUCCUGCUGGGAGGUUUUCUCAUGUCACUGCAUGGGAAACUAGGGCUGACAGAUGGGAGCUCACCCCAUCUCGCAGAUUCAAACUGCCAACCUUCAGGUCAACAGUUCAGUCUGCACCACUUCACCACUGCGACCCCGUCCACAGGGUCAGUUGUCGAAAGGUUGAGGUUUGCGGCUCUGCAAAGCAGUUACAAGAGCAUCACUUGCAAAUUCAUGCUGUUUCAUUGGUGUUCCUAAGAAUAGACUUUGCAAAAGACUCCAAAGUUCCUUAACUAGCACAAACAUUUUCCAAAUUAUUCCUAUUACUCAAAUGCUCAUAGUUUUGAUUGAUUGUACAAUAGUGAAGUUAUUUCUGCUUGGCCAAGAUAACUCGAUGAGUUAAUAGGAAAGCAGGGGAUUGAACCACAAGGUGCCACGUCUAAGUUCCUCAGGCUAGUCACUGAACAGAAUGCCUCUUAGUAGGAGAUACUAGGAAGUGCAAACCCUGAGUUGUGCUUCAUUAAUAUAGUACGACCCCCAUAUCCAUGCGGGAUACACUCCCAGAUUUGACAUGGAUAUAAUAAACUGGAUAAUAGAGAACUCCAUUGAAAUGAAGGACUUUAAGAAUGCAGAGUCACACUAGAUAUCAUGUUUUGUUGGACAUGGAUAAAUGAAACUGCAUGUGACAGUUUUGUGGAUACAGGGGUGCUACUGUACUAUUUUGGAGUACUUAAAAUAUUAACCUGCCCAAACACUUCUUGCAUUUUAAUUUUAUUUUGCAGUGAGAAAUUGGUACAACCUGAAUGUCACCUGUAAAACAUUUUUUAAAGCAGCAACUUUCAGGCGAACAAGUUUGGUUUCUAAAGGAAAUAUACAUUUCAGGUUUAGCAAAUACAAAUCCACAGAAAUUACUGGGAUUUGGAAAAAGAGCACUGUAUUAUCAUAUGGCGGGGCCUCUGGUGGCAUAGUGUGUUAAAGCGCUGAGCCGCUGAACUUGUGGACCAAAAGGUCCCAGAUUCAAAUCCCGGGAGCAGAAUGAGUGCCCGCUGUUAGCCCCAGCUCCUGCCAACCUAGCAAUUCGAAAACAUGCAAAUGUGAGUAGAUCAAUAGGUACCGCUCCGGCGGGAAGGUAAUGGCGCUCCAUGCAGUCAUGCCGGCCACAUGACCUUGGAGAUGUCUAUGGACAACACUGGCUCUUCAGCUUAGAAAUGGAGAUGAGCACCAACCUCCAGAGUCGGACAUGACUGGACUUAAUGUCAGGGGAAACCUUUACCUUUACCUAUUAUCAUAUGGCACUCUUCUGGUAUGUUGACAUUAACACAGUCUCUUUGAACACUUGGUUUCCUACUUAAGGUCUCAUCUUUACCUCUGUAGAUCAAUGACAGCAUUUCAUCCAUCAACAUGUUAUAUAGACACUUUAAUGAUAUUAUUCUCCUAAAUAAAGCACUGAUGAAUUAAGAUACAAGUGAGUAUAAGGCAUCACACAAAACAAGGUUAGGUAUCUUGGCGCCAUCUGGAGUCAAAGAACUUGGCUUAUAUUGGGAUAAGAAGAACUGUAGUCCAAAACACCAGAAGUGGUUGCCUAUAUCUCAUGUAUCUCAUAGCUAGAUUAGAGAUUUGAACUGGUUUAACAGAUUCCCUCUUGAGAAAAACUUGGAACUGUAAUAUUGAGAGGCAGUACAGAUGUGGACAAGGAGCCCAUCUUAAAACAUAUUCAGAGCUCUCCCAACAACAGUUCACAGAAUCCCAUGCAGGAGAUUGCAAGUGACAUGAAAGUAAUACACUUUGGCCAUAGAGCUAUGACCAUGGUUUUGCUAUCAGGUUAUCUCAUUCUUAUUAGAGGGAUCCCCUCAUGUAUUUCCAUUUCUGAAAGCCUUUACAAAGCUUGCAAAGUCUUACACUGUGAACAUAGAGAACAGAGGGAUGGGCUUUAGCAAACGUGGGUGCUCCCUUAUAACAAAGAAUGUUUGUAAAUAUAUUGUUCAGCAGUUGAAUUGUUUUCUAAGACUCAAACAGUAGACAGGUUUUAAAUGUUUUUUUAUUCAAUGAACAUAUGUAUGUGGGGGGGCUGGAACCCCUACUUUUAUUUAAGGUUUUUACUGUAUUUAAGUUAUUCUCUGUGGAUCUCAGGUUUUGAAGGUCAAUAAAAUAUCACCGAUAUAUGGA
This is a messenger RNA of Anolis carolinensis (green anole), 4556 nucleotides long. RefSeq names its product plasminogen activator, urokinase (gene plau). The coding region runs from base 242 to 1549 and encodes 435 amino acids. Gene Ontology annotation, biological process: plasminogen activation; regulation of cell adhesion mediated by integrin. The record is from RefSeq and is a predicted model, not a curated record. NCBI's taxonomy places the organism in Eukaryota, Metazoa, Chordata, Lepidosauria, Squamata, Anolidae. The transcript is spliced from 11 exons. Gene Ontology annotation, molecular function: serine-type endopeptidase activity.